Messenger RNA from Ramularia collo-cygni, 7539 nucleotides. RefSeq names its product related to polyketide synthase. The transcript is spliced from 3 exons. Gene Ontology annotation, biological process: fatty acid biosynthetic process; secondary metabolite biosynthetic process. NCBI's taxonomy places the organism in Eukaryota, Fungi, Ascomycota, Dothideomycetes, Mycosphaerellales, Mycosphaerellaceae. Gene Ontology annotation, molecular function: 3-oxoacyl-[acyl-carrier-protein] synthase activity; fatty acid synthase activity. The coding region runs from base 1 to 7539 and encodes 2512 amino acids. The record is from RefSeq and is a predicted model, not a curated record.
AUGCCGGACACUGCAGUCUUCCCCUCCCUCGUCGUCUUUGGACCAUUAACGUUCCUUCCUUCUACUGCUGAUAGGCUCGACAAUAUAAGACAGAGGCUCAGAGAAUGGCAACACUCAGGUCCCAUAAUCACGGCGCUACAAAACCUAGAGCGCACAUGGUACCAUCUUCAAGAAUCAGCCUCAGACCCUUCCAUUGUGGAUUCCAGAGGCCUUGUCGCCAGCAAGCUCCUCUCGUCGAGCUUGACUGAUCCAGAGUUUGCGAGUGAACUUUCCACAGAGCAACAAGCAUGGAAUGCAGUAAUUGUCCCGUUGGGAGUGCUCACACAUGUGCUGCAUUAUCUCGGUCACUUGAUACAAAAGGAAUUCAACCAUGAAGACCUGGCGGAAGCGGUACGAGAAACAGGCGGAUUUCAGGGUUGCUGCGGCGGACUGCUCUCCGCGCUCGCCAUAGCCGCUGCCAAAGACGAGGAAGAUAUCGCUCGCACAGCUGCGUGGGCCGUCCAGCUUGCAUUCGCCGUUGGCUGUUGGAUUGAUGCAGACUACGCUGAACAAAAGCGAAAGCAUUCCGACACCGCAACCCUGGUGAUCAGAUGGAAUACGGCGCAGGUUAAUGCGGAUGCGGUCAAAGAGCAGGUCGAAAAGUACGAUGGGGCGUAUGUUGCMAUUGUGCUCGAUCAAAACACAGUCACGGUCAUUGUCCCAAACCGCAGUCGAGACGAACUCACCGCAGCCUUAUCUUCGCUCGGUGUAGCUGUUAAGCAGUGUGGGAUAGAUGGUCGCUAUCACACCCAGGAUCAUGCUCACGUCAUCCAGGCCAUUCGCAAGGCACUACCUGCCAGCAUCGAGGCACCUCACGCAAGCUUGCCGCGCUCAAACGCAACUGGGUUGUUCAUCGACGACGCAGACCUGUCACGCGCGGUGCUCCGGUGCAUCAUAGCGCAAAAGGUUGAAUGGUACUCGACCAUUACUGCCGCAGCCUCAUCGCUCAGUUCAGACAAGUGCGAAUGGAUCUUGAUGAUCGGUCAUAAUGCGAUCCCCCCUGAAAUGAACAAGAGGCACAAGGUAGUGAGCCAGGAUGUCAGGCAGGCGAUACCUGGGCUCGGAACACGUCACCCUAGAAAUCACCACUACCCAGAUCACUCCGUGGCGGUAGUUGGUAUGGCAUGCAGACUUCCCGGGGCAAACUCGCCCGAGGAGCUCUGGGAGCUAUUGGUCGGAAGGGAGUCCAUGCUACGCCCGAUGCCAGAAGAUCGUUUCGACCCAAACGAUGAACAUCCACGUGCCCCUGACGGCAUGAAGUUUUGGGGCAAUUUUCUCGAUGAUAUCAAGGGAUUCGACCAUAGAUUCUUCAACAAGAAGCCCCGUGAAGCCGUUUCGAUGGAUCCACAGCAACGAAUACUGUUGGAAGUGGCAUACGAAGCACUUCAAUCUGCCGCCUACUUCUCCGCUCUUCCUUUUGAUCGUCGUGAGCGGUCAAUAGGCUGCUACAUUGGCGCAUGCUCCACCGACUACGAUGCCAACAUCGCUUCGCAUCCCCCGACUGCGUAUUCCACCACUGGUGUUAUUCGUGCCUUUUUGAGCGGUAAGAUUUCGCAUCAUUUCGGAUUCUCAGGGCCAGCCAUCACGCUCGACACGGCCUGUUCAUCGUCGGCCGUGGCCAUACACGCGGCAUGCCAAGCCCUCCAGACCCGUGACAUCUCGGCAGCGCUCGCUGGGGGUGCAACGAUCAAUGCGAUCCCUUACCACUACGAGAACCUGGCUGCUGCACAAUUUUUGUCGCCCACGGGAGCGACUAAAUCCUUUGAUGUUGCCGGCGACGGCUACUGUCGAGGGGAGGGUGUCGGUUUGGUCGUGCUCAAGCGAUUGGACGAUGCCGUUCGAGACGGCGACCACAUCCAUGGCGUCAUUGUCGGGUCUGCCAUCAACCAGGGCAACAAUUGUGUUCCGAUCACCGUUCCUCACUCUGGCUCGCAGGCCCAGCUAUACACAUCCGCUUUGAACAAGUCGGCGCUGGAGGCCAAGGCAUUGACCUUUGUGGAGGCGCACGGUACCGGCACGCCCGUGGGAGAUCCCGUCGAGCUGGAGGGCAUCCGAGAGGUGUUUGGGGGCCAUGACCGUGCCGCACCGCUCUAUGUUGGCAGCGUCAAAGGGAACAUUGGUCAUCUUGAGGGGGCUUCAGGAGUGGCCGGGCUCAUCAAAGCCCUACUGCAAAUGCGGAAUCGUGCUGUUCCGCCCCAGGCAUCCUUCAAGACCCUCAACACCCGGGUCCCCGCCCUGGAGCCCGACCGCAUGUGCAUCCCCGUUAAAACCGUGGCACUYGGCGAAGGGCCAAUCACCGCCUGCGUCAACAAUUAUGGUGCAGCCGGGAGCAAUGCGGCUUUGAUGUUGGCCGAAGGGCCAGCAGCACAACCGCAACAAGACCGCUGCGCUCUGCCGACGUCCUUUCCCAUUCACCUCACCGCCGCCAGUCCCGAGAGUCUGAGGCGGUACGGCUCGCGGUUUCUUGCCUGGCUCAAGGGCAAUACGAAUGUGGACUCGAGAGUGGCAGACGUGGCGCUCAGUCUCGCGCGGCACACCGACCACAGCCUGCCCUACUCCCUGGACCUGACCGUGUCGGACAUGUCGGAUCUGGUCCGACAAUUCUCCGACACCAAGACCAUGGCGGCGUCCAUCACCAAGCGACGGGAUGCCCCACCGCUGGUGCUCUGCUUCGGUGGGCAGACCAGCGACCGCGUAGGGCUGGAUCGCAGCCUUGGAGAGAUGCCCGGCCCCUUCCGCUCCCAUCUCGACCGCUGCGACGCCAUUCUUCGCGCCCAGGGUCACCCCAGUAUCUAUCCGGCCAUCUUCCAGGACGCGCCCAUUGCCGACGUCGUCGUCCUCCACGCCGCCUUGUUCGCCGUGCAAUAUGCGUCGGCGAUGAGUUGGCUGGCAUCCGGUCUCCACGUCGAUGCCGUCAUUGGACACAGCUUCGGCCAGCUCACGGCGUGGGUCGUGUGCGGGUCGUUGCAGGUGGAGGAGGGACUCCGACUGGUCGCUGGCCGCGCCGCACUGCUCCAGAGCCACUGGGGUCCCGAGCGAGGGUUCAUGAUGGCCAUUGACGCUUCCGAGGCUCGUGUACGCGAACUUUUCGACGAUGAGAAUGAGGCUUGCUGGGAGAUUGCUUGCUACAACGGCCCCUCGUCGCAGGUGGUUGUGUGCGAUGGCGCAUCAGCAGCGCGACUCCAACAACGCCUGGAGGCGGCGUCGACGUCCUGGAAGAACCUCCGUGUGCCGUACGGCUUUCACUCCCGCUUCACCGACCCUUUGCUGGAUGCGUUGUACGAACUGGCGGCGUCGCUGUCCUGGCAAUCGCCCACGCUCGCCCUGGAAAUGUGCACGGCUGACGACGAGGUUGAAGAUGUUGAAAAGGCGCCCACCCCGGCGGAUAUCGUUCGCCACACGCGCGGGCCGGUCCACUUUGCCGCCGCCGCCAAUCGGCUUCGCGGGAGACUAGGCGAGUGCACGUGGUUAGAGGCCGGAUCGGGCUCCGGCAUCAUCUCGAUGCUCCGUCGUUCCGCCGCGGGAUCGGACGACGAAUCAUCAUCUUCGUCCUCCUUCCUCUCCCAGCAGCUUAUACGCGAUGCCACCAAGGCUGUGGCGAGCACGACGUCUGCGCUGUGGUCGCGAGGAUAUGCGGUGAAUUGCUGGUUCUACCAUGCCUCGACGCAUGCCCACCACAGCAUACUCCACGUGCCCACGUAUUCGUGGGAUCACUCUCCUCACUGGCUGAAGCUCUCGAAACCGGGGCCCCAGCAGGCAGCAACGCCCAUCCAUGACAGGCCGGAGAAGCAACUCCUGACGCCCCUCUCCACCUCGGGCCAUAACGGGGUGCAUUGCUUCGCCGUGUCGAUGGACAGCGACGAGUACGCAGCGUUGACCCAGGGUUUCGACUUCCAAUCGCCUCUGCCAGCGCCCGCGACCAUUUCUCUCGAAAUUCUUGYCGCUGCUCUGACGAAGCUGGAGGUCAAUGUUACGGACGCAUCACCGGAAUGUGUGGCAAUCAAUGCACCGCCCAUCGACUGGUUGGCCUGCCAGGACUUGCUCCUCUCUCUCGAACCCGUGCCCGGUGGCUGGGGAUUUACCUUUGCCUCCUCUGGCGAGUCUGAUCGGGGUACAUAUGCACAUGGUGUAGUCAAAACAUGCCCCGUGAACAGCACCGUCCAUGCAGAUUUGGCGCGCUACCAACGCCUGGUCCCCGUCACCAUUGCCGACGACGUUGCUAGCAAUUGCAAGAGCGAUCGACUGCAGGGUCGCAUUCUUUACAGUCUCUUUUCGAAAAUCGGCGUCUACCCAAGCCAGUGCCAGCUGGUUCAAAGCGUGACGGUGCUGGGAAACACGGUGGUGGGAGAGUGUUCGGCCCCUACAGUUCCGGCAUUUCGUCCGAUGCAACGCAUUGAAUGCUUCCUCCAAAUCCCUGCCAUCCACGCCAACUGCCUCCAGCACGACAUCGAACAAUCUACUCGAUAUCGUCUGGCCAGCAUCGAGAGCAUGAAAUGGGGCCGGGUCCAUGACUGGACCGUGGACAGCUCCCGCGGAUGGAAGGUGGUCUGUUCCCUUACAACGUCCCAUGCAACACUCAGCUAUGACUGUUUUGUCUAUGAUCUUGCUACUGGACACCUGCACGUCUUUAUCCUCGGCGCCCAGUUCCACCGCCAAGACGUAGCCGGCUCGGCGCCUCAACGUCUACAAGCACUCGAUGUCGUCGAACAGACUCCGUCUGCUACAAGGCCCCCACCACAAGACACACCCCAGAAGACUACAAACGCCGACACAAGCCCUCCAUCAGAGGACAAAGCGACAUCAGCGGAAGCAUGCCGCGUGGGCAGGAAGCAGAGCAUCUACCAUGACUUGUGUGGGCUUCUCGAACAGCUCGCUGACGUACCGAGGGAAGACAUAGGGUGGGAUGCGACAUUUGACGAUCUUGGCGUCGACUCGCUGUUAAUGAUGGAAGCCAUUCGGGACGUGGGUCUCAUGUUCCACAUCGACCUUCCCACCUGCGAUCUCGAACAUUUGACCGACACGAAAUCAAUGGUUGAUUAUCUCGCAGGCCGUGGAUGUGCCGGCAGCACCUAUACAGAACCCACUGGAGAUGAUGCCAAGAAUUGGGAAGUUGGCGCUGAUUCUUCGUCGGAGACAACCACCGCAGUGACGAGCGAUGACGGGUCUGAUCUGGUCGACUCUGUAUCGGCUUCAACAUCUACUGGCAUCAGUGACGACGAACAACACUAUGUCGAGAAGCCAUACAAGAUGAUGGGAGCAGCACAGAUCUUUGAAAGUGUCCGCGGAGAGGUGCAGAGCUACAUCGAGGAUGCGGGUUUCGCUGAUUUUUGGAGGCGAGUGUAUCCAACGCAACGAAGGCUCGUCUUAGCCUAUACCGCAGAGUGCUUCCAAGCACUUGGAUGUGAUCUCAAAAAUCUUUCUCUAGGUAGCCCGGUUCCCGCUUUGGCUGUGCCACAGAAAUACUCGAGACUUCUUGACCGGUUAUACGACAUCCUCGCCGAUGGAGGAAUUGUUCGGCCCGGUUCAGCAGGAAGCAACCGAAAGGAGUACAUCAGGACGUCGAAGCGUCUAGACGGCACUGAUUCUCGCGCCCUCUACUUCCAAAUGUUGCAAGCCUUUCCUGAACACGCAGACGAAACCGAAUUGCUCCACGUCACCGGAUGUUGCCUCGCUGAUUGCAUCACCGAAAGAGUAGAUGCACUGACACUGUUGUUUGGAAAACAGGCCCAUCGUGACUUGUUGGCCAAGAACUACGAUAGGUCGCCCAUGGCUCAAGCUACGACGAGCCUGCUAGCAGAGUUCUUGCGCCGUACCUUGCAGCCUUUUCAGUCCGAUAACGCACCCACGCGCAAGGCUCAGAUCCUCGAAAUCGGCGCGGGCACAGGAGGUACGGCGCGAUAUGUAGUGGACUUCUUGACGAAGAACAACAUUGAGUUCGAUUACACGUUUACCGACAUUUCUCCCGCUCUGGUCUCGCAGGCCAAGAAGAAGUUCAAACAAUACUCCAACAUGCACUUCGGGACAUGGGACUGUAACGAGGGACCUCCUUCGGAGUAUCGCUCGAGGUUUGAUGUAGUGAUUUCUACAAACUGCAUCCAUGCAACGAGAGAUGCGCAACAAACGUCGGGAAACAUUCUUCCAACACUCACGGAGAACGGUGUCUUUUGCCUUGUGGAAUUCACUUGCUCGAUGUAUUGGUUCGAUCUAGUGUAUGGAUUGCUCGACGGCUGGUGGGUGUUCGACGAUGGAAGAAAACAUGCCAUGGCCGAUGAGACCUUCUGGUCUCGUGCGCUGCAAGAUGCCGGCUUCAAGCAUGUUUCGUGGACAGACGGUAACUCGGCAGAGGCUCGAACGAUGCGACUGAUCAUUGCCACAAAAGAGAAUUACGUCAGCUCUUCAGUACCAGCUCGUCCAGUAGCCGAAAAGCGUGCGGGCAUCAUGAUGCAGCAGACACAGUGGCUCCGACGCGCGGGUGUGGAUCUCUACGCAGACAUCUACCUUCCCAAAGCGCCAGACCUACGCGAAGUGAAGAGACCUAUCGCGUUGUUGUUCCAUGGCGGUGGGCACUUGCUGUUUGGUCGAAAGGAUAUUCCUAUGAAGCAUGUCCGCGAGCUCCUAAAACGAGGUUACCUGCCCAUUAGUGUGGACUAUCGACUUUGUCCCGAGGUUGGGCUUUACGAAGGGCCAUAUAUGGACUGCUGUGCGGCAUUGCGAUGGGCUCGUGAAGAACUUGCUCACAUCCACUUAGCCGAAUCCGUCACGCCGGACGCAAGCAAGAUCAUUGCAAUUGGCUGGUCUAGCGGAGGUCAGUUGGCUAUGAGUCUGGGUUUUACCGGCCCACAACAAGGGAUCAAGCCACCAGAAGCUGUAUUCGCAUUGUAUUCUCCAACCGAUCUUGAGCACGAGCACUGGGACGCCCCUUGCUGUCCAGAGGCCGCCGAAGAAGAUCCACAGGAAGUCGACGAUGUAUUAAGUGGUGUACACGAUUACCACAUAACCGAGUACACUCCAACAAACAUCCGAAAAACUCCAUCGCUUUCUUUGACACUAGCGGAUCCCCGCGCCCGGAUCGUGCUGCACUUGAAUUGGAAAGCACAGUCUUUACGGACCCUCCUUCGCGGGCUUCCUAGUAAAACUCAGCUCGCACACAGCGAUGACAUGCACCUCUCAGAUCACGAUCACUGGAAAUACAUGCCCGCACUAAGUGCUUCUGAAGUGCGCGAAGUGAGUCCCCUAGCGMACGUGCGCGACAAUUCGUACAAGAUUCCGACGUUCAUGGUCCAUGGAACCCGUGACGAUUGGAUUCCCACAUCCAUGAGUGUUGGCACUAGAGACGAGUUGAAGAAGCGUAAUGUUCCGGUGGAGUUGGUUAUUGCGGAGCAAUGUGGACAUGCAUUUGAUCUGUUUCCUGAGGAGGAUCCGUUGGGUGUUGGGUGGCGGGCCAUAGAAAAGGGCUAUGACUGGAUUGGAGAAAUUUUGUCGGGACUUGAGACUAGCUGA